Molecule: messenger RNA, 1750 nt
Organism: Ziziphus jujuba (common jujube)
Lineage: Eukaryota; Viridiplantae; Streptophyta; Magnoliopsida; Rosales; Rhamnaceae
Exons: 1
Coding region: 16-1467 (483 amino acids)
Source: RefSeq, a predicted model, not a curated record
UCAGAAGGGGAUCAAAUGGAAUAUUACUCUUGCCCAAAACAGAUACCAAAUAGGCCCGGCCCACUAAAGCUCUUAUCCUCGUUUUCUGGCACAUUAGAGUGGGAAAAUCUAGUACCGAUAAACGAAGGAGAGGGUUAUCAUUCAGAAAGCAAAGGCAAAGGCAAAGUAAAUGAACCUAUGAACCCCCUCUGCAACGCAAUAGCAGUAGGAAGCCUCCCCUUUAAACCACUUCUUCCUCCUCCUCUCUUCUGCUGCCCUCACACUCACACUAAUAAGCUCCAUUCCUCCCAUUCUUCCUUUCUCCGACUGCUAGACCUUCCAUCAAACACUUACUCCGCAACACUACCUGAUAGGUUCAAUUUCAGAUGGCCAAUCAGAGCCUGCCACGCCGCCGACAUCGAUAUGGUCAAGAACAAGCAGGGUGUCUACGCCCCCAAGCAGAAGAAAGUCGUCAUCCUCUGGGACCUUGACAACAAGCCCCCUCGUGGACCUCCCUACCAGGCUGCCAUGGCGCUCAAGCAGCUCGCCCAACGCUUCGGCGACGUCGUCGAUGUCUCCGCCUAUGCCAACCGACACGCCUUCAUCCACAUGCCCCAGUGGGUCCUCGAACAGCGCCGGGAGCGCAAGCAACUGGACAUACUGGAGCGCAAGGGCGUGGUCUCACCCUCCGAGCUUUACGUUUGUGGGGUCUGCGGCCGCAAGUGUAAGACCAAUUUGGACCUCAAGAAGCACUUCAGGCAGCUCCACGAGCGCGAGCGCCAGAAGAAGCUGAACAGAAUGCGAUCGCUCAAGGGGAGGAAACGCCAGCGUUACAAAGAGAGGCACAUAUCAGGGAACCACAAGUACAAUGAGGCGGCGAGGACCAUAGUCACACCAAAGGUUGGGUACGGCUUGGCUUCGGAAUUGAGGCGUGCUGGGGUUUUUGUGAAGACCGUGCAGGAUAAACCGCAGGCGGCGGAUUGGGCAUUGAAGAGACAAAUGCAGCACUCGAUGAGCCGAGGGAUUGAUUGGUUGUUUUUGGUCUCUGACGAUUCGGAUUUCUCGGAGAUGUUGAGGAGGGCCAGGGAGGCGAAUUUGGGGACGGUGGUUGUUGGGGAUUGGGACAGGGCAUUGGGAAGGCAUGCUGAUGUGUGGGUUUCAUGGAUGGGCGUUGAGAAUGGCGAGGUUUCUGAGGAGGAUUUGGUGCCCAGAAAUAGGAGAAGAAGCGGCAUAUAUGAUGGGGAUGGUAAUGGGUUAUUUUCUGUUAAGGGGUUAGAUGAUGAUGACGAUGGUGAUGAUGGUCAUUUGGAUAGCGUACUCGAUGAACUUGUAGUGGCAAGGUCCCAGUUUAAUGGUAUGAGGAUUUCCGUCUUUUCAGAAGGAGAAGAGGAAGAGGUAGAUGUUGACUUUAUGACAGAAGAAAUAGAUGAGGACUAUCUGCUGGAGGAUAGUGACGAUGAAGAAAUGGAUGAAGAUGAGAAUUUUUGAUAUGGAAAUUAAGGAAAUGCAGUUUGUCAUGUUAUGCAACUUUUUUCAUCGGGCCAUAGAAUUCAGUUGUGGUACUUGUUUUAUUUAAUUUUUUUUGUUUUUGUUUUAAGGCUAAAAAUUAUAAAUUUGGAUGAAUUGGAGCAAGAUGGAAAUAAAUAACAAGGGGCUAUUCUAUAAUACGUCAUUCAUGGUAAGGAUGGGAUUGGAUGUCUUCAGGAUGUACAGUGUUGAUAAUUUGUGCAAAGAAUUUAUAAGAUGUCUCUGACCAGAUUCAUAUGUCUUA